Molecule: messenger RNA, 330 nt
Organism: Closterium sp. Yama58-4
Lineage: Eukaryota; Viridiplantae; Streptophyta; Zygnematophyceae; Desmidiales; Closteriaceae
Source: the annotation of a GenBank genome assembly
AUGCAGUGCUGGCCGUCACAACAGCGCUUCACAUGCUCUCCGCCUUCUGUCCUCCCCCUUCUCCCGCCAGGUCUGUCCAACACAGCGGGCACGCUAGCGGGAAUCACCAGUACGGUGGCGACAGGCUACAUGGUGGAGAUGCUGGGGUCGUUCCAUGCGGUGCUGGCCGUCACAGCAGUGCUCUACGUGCUCGCCACGGCCUUCUGGCUCGCAUUUGCCACCGCUGACGUGUCUGAUGCAGCGCUGGCUGUCACAGCAGCGCUCUACGUGCUCGCCAUGGCCUUCUGGCUCGCAUUCGCAUACGCCACCGCUGACGUGGUGUUUCCAUAA